Molecule: messenger RNA, 1453 nt
Organism: Acanthaster planci (crown-of-thorns starfish)
Lineage: Eukaryota; Metazoa; Echinodermata; Asteroidea; Valvatida; Acanthasteridae
Biological process (GO): establishment or maintenance of epithelial cell apical/basal polarity; heterophilic cell-cell adhesion
Cellular component (GO): protein-containing complex; plasma membrane
Molecular function (GO): calcium ion binding; Notch binding
Source: RefSeq, a predicted model, not a curated record
UAUGGAUAGAACUGUGCACUUCAGUCGCUGUGCAUGCACAUAGUGACAUAUACACAAAGCUACAUACUGGCUGACCAGUGCUUUGGCACACCCUUUCGUAAUCGCUGUUCUGAAAAAAGUCAUAUUUUCACUGUAGGAAUUGGAACAAGGUGGCUGUUGAAUCGAAAAGCUGAGAAAACUGAAGCACGGACGCUUAUCGACUGCAAAGGACUGUGUAAAAGCUACAGGGUGGGCCAUAAAAACGGUGAACUUAACACGACUGUCAGAAAGUUCCGUCGAUUGCAAAAUGGCCGAGUGGAAAGUUCCGAUUUCCGCGUCGUUGGUGCUUACCAUGCUUCUGGCGUGUCUUCACCGGGCGUACGGCUACCCUUCAGGCGCACCCUCUUCAGCUUGUUCGUCGCUCACACCUGGACAUAUGAAUUCAUCCAGUGGUCAACCCAUCGCUCCUCAGACGUUGCAAAGUCCAUAUGUAAUUAAAGUCCAACCUACGAAAUACACUCCAGGUCAAGUUAUCACAGUUACCAUUGAAAGUUCCAUCGGUUUCCGAGGAAUACUUCUACAGGCUCGCAAGGGUACCACACCUGUUGGUACAUGGCAAGUUGCAGCUGAUUAUAAACAUCUUAACUGCAACAACUCUGGCGACUCACUGACUCAUGUAAACAGCAGUUUAAAGGCAGGAGGUACCCAGUUCAGUUGGACAGCACCCUCUACACUCACAGGAACUGUCAAAAUAAUGGCAACAUUUGCGUUAGAUAGGGAGAUAUUUUGGACAAGACAAUUUGCUUCCGUUGCAGAUGGAGCCGAACAAUUAUCAGGUGGCUGUGCAACCGAACCUUGUGUCGAUGGGCUGUGUUUCCAAGGCGCCAAUUCUUACAUUUGUGAUUGUAACUCAGGAUUUGAAGGCGGCAACUGUACUGAUAAAAUACACAGCCCUUACUGUCAGGACGGAAGUCUUUGUGGUGUUGGAGGCACCUGUUUUCAGCAGAGUAACCCUGUUAGCUCUUACAGAUGCGUGUGCGAAACCGGGUACAGGGGUAUAGAAUGUAUGACUAAAGUGACUUGUAAUGACAACCCUUGUAUAAAUGGUGGAACGUGCUUUAAUAGACAUGCCGGUGUAGGAUAUUUCUGUAGCUGUCCGAGCGAUUUCAUUGGCACAAACUGCGAAGUUCCAGGUAAUGUUGACUGUUGUUUCCAGCUUUCCAGUGUUGUUUCACCUUCUGCUAAAUGUGUCUUCCUAAAGACUUAGGCUGAGUUUGUCAAACCUCCUUCCUCCAUAUAUGUGUAUGCUUUGCAUCUGUUUGAUUUUAACGUGUUUUAAAAGGGACCAUGGUAUGCAAUUAUUUUACUGCAUAUAACCCUUGAAAUUGCACCUUUGAAACCUUCAUGAAAGAACUAAUUAAUGUUCUCAUAUGAGGCUUUUAUAAUCUUAGCUUUGAAAUGAUACAACAAACCU